ACACUACAGCAAAAUUGGUUCAGAAAGUCGCCAGAGAGCUCCUCUGUUGUAAUUCCGCUCCAAACCUGCAGGGGUCUUCAGUGUACAUUAAGCGUUUGUUUGGAGCCACAUAAAGAACUGAUCCGAAACUUGGUACACAACUUCCUACAGGAGCUGACAAAUCGUUUUGAUAAUCUAUAUUUCUACUGUGUCUGGGACCGCUACGCCUAUCAUUUUGAAUUGACCGUAGUAGCAGGCUUCAGCGAUAUCUGUGACUGAGGUCCAGUGAUGGAUCUGAAAGCUAUGUUGCAGCGUUUUGACGGACGGUCCCGGUUGCUGGUUCAUUCGUUGCAUUCAAGAGCAGCCGGGGCGAGCAAUGCGCAAACAGUUUUCAAUAAACAGCGCAGAUCUGAUCCAGAUUUCACGCUAAAUCCGUUUUUAGAAACUUUGUGCCAACAAGAAGCAUGUGUGCACGAGGACUCUCUCGUUCUUAAGCCUUUGGUGUGCCUGUUUUCUGAAGGCUUUAAGCGAAAUCUGCUGUGUUUUCUACAUCUGAUUCACCCUGGACUGCCCAAAGACCAUGUUCUCCACCUGCUUCAGUGUCUGACUCAGGAUGACGUGGAAAAUCAGUGGACUUGUGCCUUAAUCAAGCAGCUCCAAAGAGAUAUUGAGGGCACUAGGAAAGGGACCCUCCUCACCUCAGACGGUACAGGGAAACUAAAGAGUCUCUGUGAGAGAUUCAGGAAUGCUAAUGCAAAAGGAAAAUGGGCUUAUUGUUUUGAGGCUCUUGAAGCAGAGGAUAAAGAGACCAACAUGCCAGUUUUAUCUCAGAAAAAGAGGAAAAGUGACAACAUGGAUCAUGAUGGAGAUGCCCAAGAAGAUCACCAAAGUAAAAGGGUAAAGAUGGAUUUCUGUCCAAGUGAAGAAGAAGAGAGGUUGACUGAAGAGGAGGAACCUAAAAUGAGAACGUCACAGCUGCAACAGAGUGCUGCUUCUGUAUCACAGGCUCGCUCUGAUGUGUUGGGGUCUUCAAAAAAUCUGCCAGACCACAUGAAGGCUGCUGUUCCUGUGAUCAAAGAAUUACUAGAUACAGAGUCAGCAUGGGAUGAAAGCUCUGUGUCUGCUCUGAAAGUAUUUCAUGAAUGUGACCCCAAUGAGGUGGAGGUAUUGUGUUCGAUGCUGUGUUUGUCUGAAGCAUCUGAACAGAGCUUACCUCAGUUCUGUAGCUGCCUGUUGGAUUUGUCGCCAGACCUGAGUCACAGCACUGCUUCUGCUGUGAUCACACACCUUCUGCUGCCAAAAAUUCUGUCCCUUGCAGAACCUGCCUCUCGCUGUUUGGUAACAGCAGCAAUGUCUCUUUGCACUCGUUACCCCAGGCCGACCUGCCAGGCUCUGAUAGAGCCAGUUUUACGGAAGGGUCAAACUGGAAGCGCCCAGGCAGAGGUACUCUGUAGACUGGUUGUGGACUGCCUUGAGCCACAUCACAGGCUUCUUGUAUUUCGAACAAUACUUGGAGUGUCCUGGGAUGAGGGAGUGUUAUCAGUCAUCCAUGCACUGCUGGAUUCAAAGCUUGAGCUGAGUGAGGAGGAUUUCUCUCUCUUCACCGAUCAGCUUUGCAGCCAGUCUCCACAUUUCAGCAAAUCUAUGAAGUUUGCCAAGAUGUUGCUGAGCGUCUUGACCAAGUAUCAGUCACAUGUGAAUCCUGCAUGCCACCACACACUUUCCAGUUGACUGUCUUUCAAUGAAACCUUCCUCAAGAAAUCAUUGCAGGCUGCAUUAAAACGGAUUUCCCUUUGAAUCAUAUUAUGCCCGUUUUAAAUGCAAUGAGUUUCAGUCAUUCUGAUUGUAAAAAGUUGUGUAUAUAUUUUGUAAAUGUAAUAAAACUUAUUUGUAUUGUAUAGUUGUAUUGAGAUAAAAAAAAAAUAUAUAUAUUGAAUUGGAUAACUCUUCAUAUCAACAGGGCUUAAAGUUCCCCAGCACCGUUCCGGUGUUGUGCC
Sinocyclocheilus rhinocerous is the source of this 1976-nucleotide messenger RNA. Its product is annotated as Fanconi anemia group E protein-like. Gene Ontology annotation, biological process: interstrand cross-link repair. The transcript has 10 exons. Lineage: Eukaryota; Metazoa; Chordata; Actinopteri; Cypriniformes; Cyprinidae. Gene Ontology annotation, cellular component: Fanconi anaemia nuclear complex. The record is from RefSeq and is a predicted model, not a curated record. The coding region runs from base 268 to 1710 and encodes 480 amino acids.